Messenger RNA from Silurus meridionalis, 2781 nucleotides. RefSeq names its product Fas (TNFRSF6) associated factor 1 (gene faf1). Gene Ontology annotation, molecular function: ubiquitin binding; NF-kappaB binding. Bases 434 to 2428 code for a protein of 664 amino acids. The transcript has 19 exons. Gene Ontology annotation, cellular component: endoplasmic reticulum; nucleus. The record is from RefSeq and is a predicted model, not a curated record. Lineage: Eukaryota; Metazoa; Chordata; Actinopteri; Siluriformes; Siluridae.
AUUUUAUUAUGUUUUAUGUCAUUUGUUAUGAGCAUAUGCAGGAAAUAUGAAUGAUUUUUUUUAGGAACGAAGGACCUUCAGCAGUUACAUGUGAUCGAACAUCCCUGGCUUGGGCCUUGGUUCAUUUUGCGACAGUUUUGCGACAGUCGUAUGUUGUUAAUCCGUUGCCUGGGUUAAAAAGUGACAGUAACUGAAAAAAAAUCUGUUUUUUUUAAGAAUACACAGAUUUAAUAAGUGAGACCUAAAGUGUGGGUUUUUGCUCUUGAGUUUUCUGUUGUACCAAAGUCUCGGGGUCCUAUGUGAUUUGAAAUUUAAAGCCGAUAUUGUUUUCCGUCCCUGUUCCCCUGUGCGUCUCAGCCCGUUUGUGUAGUAAGCGAACAGAGCACAGCUGUAGCGGCACCAUAGAUCUGCUUAGCGUUAGCCAGUCACUGCAAUGGCCUCCGACACUGGUAGCAACAUGGACAGAGAGAUGAUUCUGGCUGACUUUCAGGCUUGCACUGGGAUUGACAAUAUUGCAGAGGCAAUCACUCUUCUAGAACUGAACAACUGGGACUUGGUGGCAGCCAUUAACGGUGUGAUACCUCAAGAAAAUGGCAUCUUGCAAAGCAAUUUCAGCAGUGAGGGCUCUCAGACAAGCCCGAUAGGAGCUGACGGCCAGUCAGCAGCAACGGAACCUUCAGCCAUGUCGUCCCCAUCCUCACCGCCGUCAUCUUCUUCCUCUGCUUUCUGCCCUGUUCUUCCCUCCCGGCAAAUUGUAGAGCGACAGCCACGCAUGAUCAACUUCCGCGUAGAGUACCGCACACGCUCUGUAGAUGUGGUAUUAGAGGAUACUUCCACAGUGGGAGAAAUCAAAACCUUUUUGGAGACAGAGCUUCAGGUUCCUGUGUCUAAAAUGCAGUUGAAAGGUUGGAAGAGUGCAGAUGUGUCAGACAGUACGGUACUGAGGACUUUACACCUGCCCAAGAACAACAGCCUCUAUGUAUUGACCCCAGACAUCGCUCCCUCUGCCAGCAGCAGCCAGAGCGGUGUCCAGCAGGAGUCGUUAAAUCAGAACUACCUGCUGAUCGUCAGCCACCGGGAAGCACAGAGGGAGUACAACCUCAAUUUCCCUGGCAGCAGAACCAUCCAGGAGGUUAAGAGGAACAUCUCUGAUUUGACGAACAUCCCAGUACGACAUCAGCAGUGGGAUGGCUGGCCUGCUUCAGCCAUAGACGACUCGAUGACGUUGGCCUCUUCUGGGAUCAGCUACCCAUGUCAUCAGCUAAGUGUGUGCAGGAGAUCCUCACCAGCCACUACUAUGGAACCAACUGAGGAGCAGUGCACAGAUGUCCAUAUGGUCAGCGACAGUGAAGGAGACGACUUUGAGGACGCUCCUGAAUUUGGAGUAGAUGAGUCUGAAAUCUUCGGCAUGGGAAGCUCGAGUUGUCGAAAGUCUCCAAUGAUGCCAGAGAACAGUGAAAACGAGGGCGAUGCUUUACUGCACUUUACCUCCGAGUUCUCAUCAAGAUAUGGAGAAUGCCAUCCAGUCUUCUUCAUUGGUUCCUUGGAGGCAUCAUCUCAAGAGGCCUUUUAUGGCAAAGCCAGAGAUAGAAAGCUGUUGGCCAUCUACCUCCACAAUGAUGAAAGUGUUCUCAGCAAUGUCUUCUGCUCCCAAAUGAUGUGUGCAGAGUCCAUAGUGUCAUAUCUGAGCCAGAAUUUCAUCACAUGGGCCUGGGAUGUCACUAAAGAAGCUAACAAAGCCAGACUACUCACUAUGUGCACGCGGCAUUUUGGAAGCGUUGUUGCACAGACCAUUAGGACAUACAAAAUCGACCAGUUCCCCCUGCUACUGAUAGUCAUGGGCAAAAGGACAUCAAAUGAAGUUUUAAACGUUAUUCAAGGGAACACUACAGUGGACGACCUGAUGAUGAGACUGAUGGGCGCAAUGGAGAUCUUCACAGCCCAGCAGCAGGAGGAUAUUCGAGAUGAGGAUGAGCGCGAAGCAAGAGAACUGGUGAAGCGAGAGCAGGACGAAGCAUAUCGCUUGUCAUUAGAGGCUGAUCGUAAAAAGAGAGAAGCACAAGAGCGAGAAGAGGCAGAACAAGUACGUCAAGAACAAAUCAGGAAAGAGCAGGAGGAAGAACGGGAGGCCAUUCGUCUUUCACUGGAGCAGACCUUGCCACCCGAGCCCAAGGAGGAAACGGGAGAACCAAUCAGUAAACUGCGAGUCCGGACACCCAGCGGAGAGUUCCUGGAGAGGCGUUUCCUGGGCAGUUGCAAGCUCCAGGUCCUUUUCGACUUUGUGGCUUCCAAAGGCUACCCUUCAGACGAGUUUAAACUGCUUACCACUUUCCCUCGUAGAAACAUAACUCAGCUAGACCCGGCAUGGACGUUGUUGGAAGCCAAACUCUUCCCUCAAGAGACCCUCUUUCUGGAGGCCAAAGAGUAGGACUGGACAAAUCACACAAACAAUGAAGAACUUUCGCAUGGUGUCCACAGAGAACAGCCACACGCAAACACACUCACAGUACAUUGUACAUGAAUAAUGAGUGUUUAUGAUUCACACUGAAGCUUUCACAAGCACAGAGAUACUGACACUCACUCACACACUCAGAACUGUCAUGUUUUUCUCCACCUUCUGAAAAGGUGAAAAUAAAAAGAAACAAAAAAAUUAAAAAACAUACAGUCGUGGAGAUUCGGACCGGCAUCACAGGUGAGGAAGAUCCUCUAUGGCUGCUUUUUAGACCUGUUUUGUGCAAGCAAAAAAGUAAGUAAAUAAAUAAAUAAAUGAAUAAAUAAAUA